Filobasidium floriforme is the source of this 1441-nucleotide messenger RNA. RefSeq names its product glycoside hydrolase superfamily. NCBI's taxonomy places the organism in Eukaryota, Fungi, Basidiomycota, Tremellomycetes, Filobasidiales, Filobasidiaceae. The transcript is spliced from 9 exons. Bases 153 to 1094 code for a protein of 313 amino acids. The record is from RefSeq and is a predicted model, not a curated record.
CACGUGGCCUAUGCCCGAAGUUACUUUCGCCCGUUGGGCUGAAAGUAUAUAACAUCCAGGUCAAAACAACUCCCCCUUGGGUCUUUACGACGUGAGGACGGGUGUCGACAUCAUCGUCACAAGUCCGCUGCAUAUACCAACCGCUCGUCAGGAUGCUCAACAUCUUUCAAAGAAACCCCGUGGAGCUGUGCUCCGUCCUACUCCUACUCGCCGGACUCGGUCAGGCUAGUCCUGUGGACCUCGAGUCGCGACAAAUCAAGCCCUCUUCUGGCAAGAGGAAUCUCACACUGUCUGACACGAUCAUCUACGAUCUCGACAACCCGAAGAUCUCCUACCCUACCGUGACUUCGAACCAUCAGAUCAGUGUGACCUCGAGCAUCUACAUCGUCGAUGGAGAUAAUACUUCUAACAAGACCAUUGCGGAAUACAAAGCUGCCGGCAAGACCGUCAUGUGUUACUUCUCGGCCGGAUCCUUUGAGCCUUUCCGUGACGAUGCCGCCCUGUUCAAGUCGGACUGUUUCUGCGGCAAAGGAUCCACCUACAACGCCAAGACCGAGAAAUGUUCGUCCAACAAGAACAAGAUGGAUGGAUGGGACGAGUACUGGUUGGACCUCCGUACUCCCGCUUGUCUGACCAACAUCAAGGCGAUCCAGGAGGCGAGGAUGAGAAAGUUCCAGCAGAAGGGUUGUGAUGGGGUCGAUCCGGACAACGUUGACAGUUACAUCAACAGCCAGAAGUACGGCACGACCAAGGCGAACCAAGCGGCUUACCUUACCUGGCUGUCUCAGACCGCUCGGGGUCUAGGUCUCUAUAUCGAUUUGAAGAAUUCGGGAGACAUCUUGGAGGAUUACCCUCAGAUCGUCGAGAUGUUCGACUUCAGCGUCAUCGAGUCUUGCUACGUUUGGGAGGAGUGCGACGUCUACAAGCCCUUCCUGGACGCCAAGAAACCCCAGAUCCGGGUUGAAUAUGGGUCGGACUUUUCGAGUUGCAACGGUCUGGAUCUUUCUCCCGGCGUCUCUUUCGCCCAGUAUGACCAGGAUUCGUUGGACACCAAGACCAUCAACCUAGCUUGCUCUGGCGGUGCACCCAAGUAAAGAUUGCUCGUCAAUCGCUAGCGAAUGCUCAGAUUCUAGGAGAUCAGCAGCCCCGGUGGCUCUGACUGCCCCUCACCAUUUAGUAUAUUCAAAGAGGCGCAUGAUACGAUUGAACAAACUUUAGCGGCCACAAGAUUGCGAUGAAGCUCGAACGACCGCUCUCUGGAGCUUUCUCCUGCCACUCUCUCACUCUCGCGUGCCUUGCCGACUCGCAGUAGCCCUGAGUUUCCAUGAUCCAUGUAGACAAUUCUUGUACUCGUAGCUUGUGGCUUGUUUACAAAGUGGUCCCGACGCCGGUGAUGACGAAAACGCAUCGGGGAUGGGGGACAGUGAGUGUGACGUAAGAG